AUGCUGGCUGCAUCUGGAACACGACGCCGUCUCCUGUUUAGGCGGCUGCUGGCUCACGGGCAGCUCAGUGCUCCAGUGCGGCGACCUCUAGGACCUGGUAUCCUGGGCUCAACGGCACUGUCCUGCACUGAUCAGAACAGAAGCCCAGAACCAUUUAGCUCAGCUGAGAAGAUUUACAAAGUGCCUGGCGGCUGCAAACCCUCUACAUUUGACAGGAAAAUCCUCCUGUGGACUAAACGCUUCAAGACAGAAGGUGAAAUUCCCCCAAGGAUCUCGAUGGAGAUGCUGGAUGCUGCCAGGAAUAAAGCUCGAGUCAAGGCCUGUUACAUAAUGAUUGGUCUUACCAUUGUGGCCUGCUUUGCUGUGAUUGCCUCUGCUAAAAGAGCUGCUGAACGCCACGAGACCCUCACCAGCUGGAACCUAGCAAAGAAAGCCAAGUGGCGUGAAGAAGCGGCCACAGCUGCUGAGUCCAAGGCUAAAUAGAACUGCAUGCUAUUGAAACCAAAGGGAAGGUGGGAAAAGGGAACACAAAUCAAC
Molecule: messenger RNA, 537 nt
Organism: Euleptes europaea (tarantolino)
Lineage: Eukaryota; Metazoa; Chordata; Lepidosauria; Squamata; Sphaerodactylidae
Gene: FAM162B
Product: family with sequence similarity 162 member B
Exons: 4
Coding region: 1-483 (160 amino acids)
Source: RefSeq, a predicted model, not a curated record